AUUAAAAAACUGUGAGUCUCAGAGAGGAGAGAGAAAGAGGAGAGAGAAAGAGGAGAGAGAUGGAUAUGGUUGAUUGGUGAGUGAGAGAAACAAGGGUACGUGUUUUCUGGGGCGUUUUGUGUUGUGAGAUGUCAGGUGGCGGUUGCAGCAUAGUUUGGUUCAGAAGAGAUCUCAGGGUUGAAGAUAACCCAGCUCUCACCGCCGCCGUCAGGGCUGGCGCCAUCGUCGUCGCCGUCUUCAUCUGGGCGCCGGAGGAAGAAGGUCACUACUAUCCUGGCCGAGUCUCGCGGUGGUGGCUCAAACAGAGCUUAGCUCAUCUCGAUUCUUCGCUUAGAAGCCUCGGCGCUUAUCUUGUCACUAAGAGAUCCACCAACACCAUUUCUACUUUGCUCGAUGUUGUUAAAGCCACCGGUGCUUCUCAGCUCUUCUUCAAUCACUUAUACGAUCCUUUGUCGCUUAUUCGUGAUCAUCGAGCAAAGGAGGUUUUAUCUGCGCAAGGCAUCGGCGUGAGGUCUUACAAUGCCGAUUUGCUGUACGAGCCGUGGGACGUUAAGGAUGUCGAUGGCAAUCCGUUUACGACGUUUGCCAGGUUCUGGGAAAGAUGUCUUAGCAUGCCUUGUGAUCCAGAGGCACCACUUCUUCCACCUAAGAGAAUCAUUUCAGGUGAUGCAUCGAGGUGCCCAAGCGAUACGUUGGUAUUCGAAGACGAAUUGGAGAAGGGAAGCAACGCACUUCUCGCCCGAGCAUGGUCUCCUGGAUGGAGCAAUGCAGAUAAGGCUUUGACCACAUUCAUCAAUGGACCGUUGAUUGAGUACUCAAAAAACCGUAGGAAGGCGGAUAGUGCAACCACCUCGUUUCUGUCUCCUCACUUGCAUUUCGGGGAGGUAAGCGUGCGAAAAGUGUUUCAUCUCGUUCGAAUGAAGCAGGUUUUAUGGGCGAAUGAAGGAAACGAGGUUGGUGAAGAGAGUGUCAACUUGUUUCUCAAAUCUAUUGGGCUCAGAGAAUACUCAAGAUACAUGAGUUUCAACCAUCCGUACAGCCAUGAAAGGCCACUUCUUGGGCACCUUAAAUUUUUCCCCUGGGUUGUGGAUGAAGGCUAUUUUAAGGCAUGGAGGCAAGGAAGAACCGGUUAUCCAUUAGUCGAUGCUGGUAUGAGGGAAUUGUGGGCGACCGGGUGGCUGCACGAUCGGAUCCGAGUCGUCGUUUCUAGCUUCUUUGUGAAGGUUCUGCAGCUUCCGUGGAGAUGGGGAAUGAAGUAUUUCUGGGAUACGCUCUUGGAUGCAGAUCUCGAGAGCGAUGCUCUUGGAUGGCAAUACAUAUCUGGCACACUUCCCGACAGUCGGGAAUUUGAUUGUAUCGACAAUCCACAGCUCGAGGGUUAUAAGUUCGAUCCGCACGGAGAAUACGUCCGGAGAUGGCUUCCUGAACUUUCUAGAUUACCAACUGAAUGGAUCCAUCAUCCAUGGAAUGCACCAGAGUCGGUACUCCAAGCUGCUGGGAUUGAGCUCGGAUCGAACUACCCUCUUCCCAUCGUAGGAUUGGAUGCAGCUAAGGCUCGGUUGGAAGAAGCGCUGUCAGAGAUGUGGCAACAAGAAGCAGCUUCAAGAGCUGUGAUCGAUAAUGGAACUGAAGAGGGACUCGGAGACUCAUCCGAGUCGAUCCCAAUUGCAUUUCCUCAGGACAUAGCCAUGGAGGAUGAAGACCUUGAGCCUGCUAGGAUGAAUGCUCAUACAAUUCGGUGCUUCGAGGAUCAGAUGGUCCCAAGCAUGACGAGUUCGGUGAGGUUAGAAGACGACCAUUCUUUGAAUUCAAUGAACAUUCGAAGUACAGCAGAAGAUGGUAGGGCAGAAGUACCAACAGAUCUAAAUCUAAACCAAGAGCCAACCAGAGAUGCAAAUCGAAGAGUUCUUCCGACUGCUCCGAUGAACGCUCGACUUCCAUAUACUGCAGGUAUAGACUUAAGAAGUGGUGCUGAAGACUCCACUGCAGAGUCUUUUUCGAGUAGCGACGGUCGAAGAGAAAGAGAUGGAGGUGUGGUUCCGGUUUGGUCUCCACCAAGUUCGAGUUACGGCGAGCAGUUUGUGGUCGACGAAAACGGCAUUGGAACAAGCUCUUCGUUCUUGCAGGGACAUCAACAGACUCAUCAAAUAAUCAAUUGGAGGCGGCUAUCUCAAACCGGGUGAGGACUAGCAGGCAGGCAGGCAGACAGACAAAGGCUAUCCUGUUCUAUUAGCUCUGGUCAGUCAGCAAAACACUAACAUGUUCUUCUACUUUCUCCACCAAUCUGACUUGACCAUUGGUUACUGUCAUGUGUAUGAAAUACCUAACUCAUAGCUGUAGUUCAUCGCCCGAUCAUCUCGCUCGUUCCGUUCCGUUAUUACAGUUGUAUCAUAACUCUUGCUAUGCUGUAUAGUGAAAUUUGUAAUUUGUGUAGCUGUAACAGAAGUGUAGAGAACUGGAAUAGUGAUUCUCGUUGUCUUCGAAUAAACUCAAGUAUGCGAUUAGCCCGGAUUCCUGUAAGCUCGUGCUUAAGCUAUCGAAAUAUUUCUCUAUCUUGCUUGCCUUU
This is a messenger RNA of Cucurbita maxima (winter squash), 2566 nucleotides long. Its product is annotated as cryptochrome-1-like. Gene Ontology annotation, molecular function: DNA binding; FAD binding; blue light photoreceptor activity. Gene Ontology annotation, biological process: blue light signaling pathway; entrainment of circadian clock by photoperiod; circadian regulation of gene expression. NCBI's taxonomy places the organism in Eukaryota, Viridiplantae, Streptophyta, Magnoliopsida, Cucurbitales, Cucurbitaceae. Gene Ontology annotation, cellular component: cytoplasm; nucleus. The record is from RefSeq and is a predicted model, not a curated record. The coding region runs from base 129 to 2183 and encodes 684 amino acids. The transcript is spliced from 5 exons.